UCCUCUCGACCUCUGUUUUGCAGUAAACUCCAACACUUCCUGCUCGCUGUCCGGCUGUAAAAAUCUGAAAAAGGCGAUGAUUUUGACAGAAAAGGAUUAUUUUGUCGAUUGAUUUGGAUUGAGUUUCAACGCAAGAUGAGCUGGAUUCCUUUCAAAAUCGGACAACCGAAGAAACAAAUUGUUUCAAAAACGGUUGAAAGGGACUUUGAGCGGGAAUAUGAGAAGCUUCAAAAGUUGGAAGAACAGACAAAGAAGCUGCAUAAAGACAUGAAGAAAAGCACAGAGGCUGAUUUAGGAAUGUCUAAAGCAGCGGUGAAGAUCUCAGGGGACUUGUUGAGUAAUCCAUUGUGUGAGCAGGAUCAGGCUUUCCUUGAAUCUAUGACUGCUCUGGAUACAGCCAUGAAGAGAAUGGAUGCAUUCAAUCAAGAGAAGGUCAAUCAGAUUCAGAAGACUGUGAUCGACCCAUUGAAAAAGUACAGCAGUGUGUUUCCCAGUCUGAACAUGGCGGUGAAGCGCAGAGAACAGGCUCUUCAAGAUUAUAAGAGACUCCAGUCCAAAGUGGAGAAGUAUGAAGAAAAAGAGAAGACAGGGCCCAUCAUGGUCAAACUGCAUCAGGCCAGGGAAGAGCUGAAACCUAUCAGGGAAGACUUUGAAGGCAAGAACAAGCAGCUAUUGGACGAGAUGCCCAAAUUCUACAACAGCCGCGUCGACUACUUUCAGCCCAGCUUUGAGGCUCUGAUACGAGCUCAGGUAGCCUAUUUUACUGAGAUGCACAAGAUCUUCACUGAAUUGACGGAUCAGAUUGAGCAGGGUGGACUGACAGAUGAACAGAGAAAACAAGAGAACGAGGCCAAGCUGAAUGAGUUGCGUGCUCUGUCCAUCGUGGCCGAUGACUGAUACAGAAGACAUCCUGUUUUACUCUCACACGCCACGAAGAUGUCCUCGUGUUUAAAGUAUAGUUCACCCCAAAAUGACAAUUCUGUCAUCUUUUACUCACGCUCAUUCUGUUUUUAACCCAUACAACUUGCUUUCUACUAGCAACAUGAGUAAAUGAUGACAGAAAUGUUUAAAUGAACAAUACUUUAAAACAUUGCCUGAAGUUAUGUCGAGCAUGGUGGAUUUUAGUACAUGCAUUUAUUUCUCUUUCAUGUUACGUGUUUGUUUGUUUUUUUUAAACUUGAUUAUGUAGAAGCCCGAUCUUGACACACUGAUGAAGCCAUUAAGAAUCUAGCGAUACUUUUGCCAUUUAUCACUGUUUUACGGGAAUCUUCAAUUUGUUUAUUCAGAUACUAAUAUUCUGAUGACGUUUUUCUUCUUUGCUGGAAUAUUGUCAUACCUACCUUUAUUCCAGGUACCAUUCCAGUAAUAAAGCCAUUUUUGCUAAUCAAACUUCCUAAAUGUAUCAUUUCACCUACUCAAAUCAAUUUUAUUACAAUUAGAAACACUACAGUCAACUAACGGUUGAGGUCAAAUACACUGGUGGUCAAAUUCAGAUACAAAAUCUAAAAAGUUAAAGGGAUAAAUAACCCAAAAAUGAAAAUUCAUUUUGUUCCCAAUUACUCGUUCUUCUGUGAAAAACAAAACGAGAUGGAAACUUCCAUACUAUAGUGAAAAAAGGCCCUUCAGGUAGGGUAAAAACCCGAAAAGUUUGAUUGCUUGGUAGUCCACAGCAUGAGGGUAACUUAUCUCUGUCCACACACUACAUAAGAUAUAUUCUUUUCUAUUCUCUGGUAGUUUUAAAAAGUGUUCAUCCCUAAACAGUGCAACACUGUAAUCUUGCAGAGACAGUGACCAUUUAUACAAGCAUUUUAAUAUGUCAUAUUGAUUAAUAUGUGAAGGGUUAUUUUGGAAAAAUGUUACUAUUGUCAGAGCUAACAGAAAUGAUAUGAACUGUGUUAUAACUUUGUUUCUUGAUCAUAUCUUCAUGUUGAGGUAAUUGCUGUGAAGGGAGCACAGGCAUUCAAGUUAGACUCUGGCUCCCUCUACUGACAGAUGCACAAAUGUGCAGUAAUUUGAUUGGGAUGUUUUUAUUUACUCUACAUAACUUGCCCCUGUUUUUUUGUUUUUUUGGGGGGGUGGGGGUGGAAGCGGUUUAGUUAUAAAGGAUAGACAUUUUUUUAAACAAUAGUUCAACAGCCAUAAUAAACAAUGUACUGUUUGGAAAUAUGAUUUUAAAAGUUGCCAACUGUUUCAGGACCAAUUAUCCAAGCCACACUUUGUCAUUUCUUUUGUUUUCGAAAAAAAAAAACACUUCUGACAAUCAAUAUAGAUUCAAAGCAUUUGUUCAACUGGAAAGCCUUAUGUGUAUAAAUGGAACAUUAUUAGAUUGUCUCUGAAAUUAAGAGGUCGUUUAAAUUGGAAUAUAAAAUGUGCCUUCACUGAUUUUUAGUAAUUCUUGUCAUAACUGAUGCAAUGUGUUUGAUUCCCAGGCAAUAGACAAACUAAUAAAAUGUACAACUUGAAUGCACUGUAAGUCGCUUUGGAUAAAAGAGUCUGCCAAGUGAAUACAUUUAAACAGUAUGUGUUUUUGCAGUCCAAUCUUGCCACUUAAGAAAUGAAUGUUUGACUCUCCUAAAAAAAAAAAAAAAAAAAAAAAUGUUGAAACCAUUUCCUGUCUGGAAGCAUAGCCUUAUGUUUGUAUUCCUCAAAUUAAAGUUUUUUUCCCCUCCC
This is a messenger RNA of Myxocyprinus asiaticus (Chinese sucker), 2670 nucleotides long. It is a transcript of the gene bin3, whose product is annotated as bridging integrator 3. The coding region runs from base 136 to 897 and encodes 253 amino acids. Gene Ontology annotation, biological process: endocytosis; actin cortical patch localization; plasma membrane tubulation. Gene Ontology annotation, molecular function: lipid binding; protein binding. The transcript is spliced from 9 exons. The record is from RefSeq and is a predicted model, not a curated record. NCBI's taxonomy places the organism in Eukaryota, Metazoa, Chordata, Actinopteri, Cypriniformes, Catostomidae. Gene Ontology annotation, cellular component: actin cortical patch; cytoplasm.